Symbiodinium sp. CCMP2456 is the source of this 2094-nucleotide messenger RNA. NCBI's taxonomy places the organism in Eukaryota, Dinophyceae, Suessiales, Symbiodiniaceae. The record is from the annotation of a GenBank genome assembly.
AUGAACCGGCAAAUGAGUCCGUCCGUUCGAAGACUGUCGGCUUUAGCAACAGUGGGGUUGGCGGUCUCGUUCACGGCCCCGGCUGCUGCCGACGACUUUGCCGCGCUGAACGAGGUUGUCGUCGCCGACUAUCUGCUGCCGCGCUACGAAGCCCUGGCCGACGCAGGCAGUGCCCUGGACGCGGCCCUGCGGCAAGGCUGCGGUGCGGGAACCCUCGGGGCUGAUGCCAGCAUCGCCGCCUAUCACGAGAUGGCGGAUGCCUGGAUGGCGGUUCAGCAUCUGCGCCUGGGGCCCAGCGAGUUGUUUCUGCGCGCCGACCGCAUACAGUUCUGGCCCGACAAGCGCGGCAUUACCGGCCGCCAUCUCAGCAGACUCGUGACCGAGGCCGAUCCGGCCGCGCUGGAGCCGCAGCGCUUCGCCCAGGGCUCGGUUGCGGUGCAGGGCCUGCCGGCGCUCGAGCGCCUGUUCUUCGCGCCGCCGGAAGGUGCCGAUCCCGCCUUCGCCUGCGACGUGGCGGUCGCCAUCGGGGCCAAUCUCAAGAGCAUCGCCGGGGGAAUGCUGGACGACUGGCGCGAGGGACCGACGCCCUAUGCAGCUGUGAUCAGGAGCGCGGCCGAGGGCAAUGCCGCCUACAUGGACGCCAAGGAGGCGAGCCUGCAGUUCGCCAAGGCGCUGCGUGCGGCUCUGGUGGCAACGACGGACCUCAAGCUCGACCGUCCGCUCAGCACAAGCGCCAAGGCUGUAAAGCCGCGGCGCGCGGAAUCCUGGCGCAGCGCGCGUUCGCUGCGCAACAUCAGGAUCAACAUCGAAAGCGCCGAAGCCCUCUACAGGGAUGGCGGGCAGGCCGGCUUUGCUGCGCUUCUGCGCCGGCAAGCCGGCGGCGAAGAGGUCGACAAGAACAUCGCGACCGCCUUUGCCCAGGCCCGCGCCCGGCUUGACGCCUUGCCGGACUCGCUGCAGGCGGCCCUGGAUCAGCCCGAGGGCUGGCAACAUCUCGAUGACCUGCGCAGUCACCUGCGCGAUCUUCUCGCGCUGCUGAGCGGGCCCUUCUCGCAGACCCUGGACCUGCCGGUGCGCGUCUUCGUCAGCGCCUGCGGCGAUGCGGCCGGGCGCUUUUCGGUCAAGGCGGUCGCUGCGGACGGCCGCCUGCUUUCCGACCUUCAGUUGCCCGGGCGCGGCCAUGCCGCCGCGCGGCGGCCCGGACGCGACGAGGUUGUCGUUCUGGCGCGGCGCCCCGGGCGCUUUGCGCUGGUCAUCGAUCCCUUCGCCGGCGGCAUCGUCCGGCAGAUCGAAGCGGCCCCCGGGCGGCACUUCUAUGGCCAUGCCGUCUUCAGCCCGGACGGCCGCCGGCUGUUCGCGACCGAGAACGCCUACGCCGAAGGCCAGGGGGUAAUCGGGGUGUACGAUGCCGCCGCGGGCUACCGCCGCGAGGACGAACUGCCCUCCCACGGCGUCGGCCCCCAUGAACUGGCGCUGCUGUCGGACGGGCGGCGUCUGGUGGUUGCCAACGGCGGGAUCAGAACCCACCCCAACAGCGGGCGGCGCAAGCUGAACCUGGAAAGCAUGCAUCCGAACCUCGCCUACGUCGAUGCCGGAAGCGGCGCUUUGCUGCAACGCCUGACGCUGCCCGGCGAUCUGCACCGGCUGUCGAUCCGCCACAUGGCCGUGACCGCCGAGGACCAGGUGUGCCUGGCGCUGCAAAACGAGGGGCCGCGCGACCGCCUGGUGCCGCUGGUCGGCCUGCAGCGGGACAGCGCCCCGAUCACUCUGGCGAAGGGGCCCGAGGGCGUUCUGCGGCGCAUGCGCCACUAUGCCGGCGGCGCGGCGCUGGAUGAUGAGGGCGGCGUGCUCGCCGUCUCCGCCCCGCGGGGCGGCCUGAUCACCUUCUGGUCGUCGCAGGAGGGGGGCUUCCUCGGCAGCCUUGAGGUGCCGGACGGCUGCGGCCUCGCCGCAGCGGGCGGUGCCGGUCGCUUUGCCGUCUCAAGCGGCGCAGGGCGCUUGUUGAUCUACGAUGCGGUCAGCCGGCGGUCCGAGACCCUGCGGGACGACCGGCGCCAUGGGCUGGCCUGGGACAACCAUCUGCUGGCGUGCUGA